GAAACGCGUUUGACAUACUCAGAUUGUCCCUCUCUUCUUGCAGUAUAAACUACGGACCCCACCCAUGCUUCUUUUUCACAACAAACAUUCUGAAAAUGAAAUAGCGAUGAAUGCGGAAAAUUAUGGACAAAAAAGUACUUUGAGCUGUUGUGAUUUGCCCUGGUUAACGCUAGAAAUCGUGUCAACAAUCUAGCCAACUUCAUAGCCUCCCCCGACAGUCUGCACUAGCUGUAGCUAGCUAAAUGUAUUUUCCUGGGAGUGUUAAGCUUUCAUAUAUACAGUCAUUGGUUAAGAUAGCUAGCUAGUUAUUAAUGAAGUAAUUUAGCUCAAUCGAUGUUAGUUUUUAUCUAGCUAACUAGGUAACUAGCUAUAAGAUAGCAACUCACCAGAAGACAUCCCAAUGAUUAGUAUGAGAUAAGUCUUCAUCCCUUCUCAAGAUGUUUGCAGAGCUCAACAGUAUUCUCAAUACCAGUCCCGACAGCUUCAAGCAGGGAGAGUUUAUCUUGGUGUCUGACAGACACACAGACGCGUCCUUCCUCAUUCACCAUUUCCUCUCCUUUUAUUUACGAGCGGGCUGUAAGGUGUGUUUCCUGGGUCUUGUGCAGUCCUUCAGUCACUACAGUGCAAUCAGUCAACGUUUGGGUGUGAGUUUGACCCAGGCUAGGGAGAAAGGGCAGCUGGUGUUCUUAGAGGGACUGAAGGAAUCCUUGGGGGUACUGCUUCAGAGGGAGGCCAGUAAAGGAACCCGAGCAGUGGACUUCCUCAGAGAUCCCAGUUCUGGCCUGCAUGGUCUAUAUGACUUUGUGCGGGACAACGUAAGGGGGGCUGUGGGGGGAGGUGGUGGUGAGGAGUGGGGUUCCCCUGUGCUCCUGGUGGAUGACCUCAGUGUGGUCCUGAGUCUGGGGGUCAGUGUUGGAGCGGCGCUGGACUUCAGUCAUUACUGCAGAGCCACUGUCUGCUCCGAGCUGCAGGGCAGCAUGGUGAUGUUAGUGCGAUGUGAGGCGGAAGAGGAGGAGAGUGAUGACGAUGGCUCAGAGCGGCUCCUGAGGGGCCUUACACACCAGUGCAGCCUCACACUCCAAGUACAGGGUCUCCCCACCGGCUACUGCAGGGACAUCCACGGACAAGUGGAAGUGUGCUGGCGAGGACAAUGUGACAGGCAGCAGACCCAGAAGAAACUCUUCCAGUACAAGGUCCACGACAAGGGGGCUUCCUUUUUCGCCAGGGGGACGUCCAGUGCAGUCCUUUAACCCCUCAAUGGAUCCCUUCUGCCUCCCUUCCCAGUGUCGAUCCCCAGUCCCUUACCUCUUUCAGUCACAUGGCUCCCUGGGCUCAACCAUAGAGAAUGAUAGAUGCCUGUAGUGGCCAAAAGGCCGUAUUAGCAUGGGCAGCUAUUGGGCCAUUGGGCUUCCACCAUUUUAAAGUAGUCAACCUCAUGAGACUUCCAACUUCAUUGGCUGAUCGCGCCUGGUGACCCUGUUGGAGUCAUGUCCAACCGGGUUAUCAGGAGGAAUCAGCCAAUCAUGAAGAAGAAAAUUGACUACUUCAAAAUGGAGAUUGCCUCAAUGGCGCUGCCUAUGCUGUCACAGAUGUUAUUUUGGCACAGAUACAAAGAUGAGUCCUCUAUCUAUCUCUAUGGGCUCAACACACAGGCCAGGAGGUUUGCAAUUUAGGACAACAAAGAUGCUGGAUUAUGGUCAUGAUCAUGAAACAGGUUGGGAUCAGUUUUGAACUGGAGAUGUGGUAUUGAAUUGAACAUUGGAUUUCCGCUUUAGAACCAACCGGGCACAUGCAUUGCAAAGCUGACAUAGGAAGCCUGAGUGAAUAGGUAAUUUCUCAAGCGACAUGGGAACUGACCUGACUAGGUUGCACUUGUUAUACAUUUAAAAAAAAACAAUAAACAGCAUAUUUAAGAGAUAACAAA
Coregonus clupeaformis (lake whitefish) is the source of this 1924-nucleotide messenger RNA. Its product is annotated as elongator complex protein 6-like. Gene Ontology annotation, cellular component: elongator holoenzyme complex. The record is from RefSeq and is a predicted model, not a curated record. The transcript is spliced from 7 exons. Bases 438 to 1250 code for a protein of 270 amino acids. Gene Ontology annotation, biological process: tRNA wobble uridine modification. Lineage: Eukaryota; Metazoa; Chordata; Actinopteri; Salmoniformes; Salmonidae.